GAUGAGAACCCGUGCCCUCGUCGUCGUCGUCGUUGGACAUCAUCCGUGAUGUACGCGAAAUCGUUCCCGUAACGUAGCGCUCCCGAGAUUACGAUAUUCCCGUUAUUCUGUGUCCCAGUACGCGUGUGAAAUAGGAAAGUGCAGUAGCGAAUUGCGUUUUUUUCUUUCUUGUUUUCCGUUCGUCCAUCAUCAAGUAUCCAGUUUGUGUAUGCGUGAACGGCCUGCGUUCGAUUUAUUAGUUCGUCGAUGGUCAGUUAGUGCCUGCACGUUUGCCGCAAGUGUUAAUUCGCACAAAAGAUAUGAAAAGUCAGCAAAGCGAAUCCAAGCGCCAAUAAACCCAUCGAUUUUGAUGAUGCCGUGCCAUAACACUCGCGGAAAAGUGCAGGAAAUUUGUCGCAAGGAAAAACGGCACUAGGUAGGCAAACAUUGGUGUUCGUGAGAAUCGCAGUAGACACCGCCAGCAGCCAGCAGCAGGAAAGCUGGAGACGUGUCCGGCGCUGAAGCAAUCGAGCACAGCCGAGGCAGGAGAAGGUGGUGGUGAGGGAAAAACAAGUUCGAGAGUGAAACAUCUUCGCGGGGAGGAAAAGCACGGGAGGUGGUUGAUUCCCGGGGCCGCCGAAAGGAAGUGAAAAGAAAGUACCGGCGAACGGGGGAAACCAAGCCCAAGAGUGAAAGAAGAGGCAAAGUGAAGCGAGCUUGCUCUUGCCAUCUUGUGUGUUCGGGAAAGGGCAACGCGAAAGACUCCGCAGCGCAGAGCAUUCCCGCGCCACGGGCCCAACACACCGAAGGAAAGAAAGCAGGAAGAGCAAACGGAAGAAAAGAAGGCCCGUGCAAGCCUACUGCGCCCUCAAACGGGGGGGGGGAAGAUCAAAGAAAGCUGCCAGUGAGGAGGCGGAAGAGUACUGGGUGCUCUUGUGCUCGCUCGUGUGUGCUGAGCUGCGGGGAAUCGUGCUGCCUUUUCUUCCCUAAACCUGUGUGUCUUUCGGUAAAGGGCAAGGGCUCUUGGAGUGUGUCCCCAGUGUGUGUGGUUGUGCAGCCAAAACGGGGGCAGGUCAGUGCCGACUGCGAAAAGCGAGCCGCACUGGAAGAAAGAUUGUGCGUGCUUGUGUGUUGUGUGUGUGUGUGUGCCAAAGUGUCGUGUGACGAAACGGGGUGCUCCGUAGAGCAGUGCGGGAGGAAAAUUGUUUUAAAACAUAUCCCCCACACGAUAAGAAAAUCGCGAGUGUAGGGUAUCAUAGCAAAACAAAAAGCGCAAACCUUGCGUUUUGGUUCAGGUGCCUGUGUCCAUUGUAAGUGUCCCGGGCUAGUCGGAGUUUUACUGCUGCUCGCCCGUUUUCCCGGCAGUGUCACCCAAGUGAGCUUCGUCAGCAGAGGCUGAGUUCUUUGGUUUCAGUUUUCCCUCGCGCCUUUGUCAGCGGAGAACCGACGCAAGAAACUUAAAGCGUCUUGAAAAUCGGGUCAACCGUUCCACAAAAAGGUGGAAAGCGGGAGAGAAAAGUUGCACACACACUCUCCUUCCCGGUUACCAUAGUGACCUCCGACGACAAACCUGGGCCCGGUUUUCGAGCGGGGUGAAUAAAAUCCUUCCGACAUCGAGAUCGUCGGCAAAAAAGAAACCAUCAAGAAGGACCUAUACCGGUUGUGCGAGCUGGAAAGGCUACACCGGCCUUUCUCCGGACCGACCUAGCGCGCUCGGGGCAACUACUACUGGCCGGGUAACUAAAGAGCAGCCGUUCGAGCUGUCGGGGCUGUGGUGGAGUUGCUGUCGCCUGUGCGCCGGUUGCUGCUGCGUCCGUCCGGCCACUAGCAGCAAGAUGGCGGCGACCAACAGAGUGCGGCCGCAGUCGCGCACGAACAUUUCGUUCUUCUCGAAGAUCCAGGGCAAGAUCAGCGACGCGUGCGCGCAGCAAAAGUUCCUCACCGACAAGAAGACGCUCGAGAAGACGUGGAAGCUGAUGGACAAGGUGGUCAAACUGUGUCAGCAGUCGAAGAUGAACCUCAAGAACAGCCCGCCGUUCAUACUGGACAUCCUGCCCGACACCUACCAGCGGCUGCACCUGAUAUACUCCAAGUACGAGGACCAGAUGCACCUGCUGCACUCGAACGAGCACUACAACAUCUUCAUCAACAACCUGAUGCGGAAGUGCAAGCAGGCGAUCAAGCUGUUCAAGGAGGGCAAGGAGAAGAUGUUCGACGAGAAUUCGCACUACCGGCGCAACCUCACCAAGCUCAGCCUGGUGUUCUCGCACAUGCUGUCCGAGCUGAAGGCCAUCUUUCCGAACGGGCUGUUCGCGGGUGACCAGUUUCGCAUCACCAAGGCGGAUGCGGCCGAAUUCUGGAAGACACGCUUCGGCAACAGCACACUCGUACCUUGGAAGCUGUUUCGAUUCGAGCUGUCCCAGGUGCAUCCGAUCUCCUCGGGGCUGGAAGCGAUGGCGCUUAAAACCACCAUAGACUUAACGUGCAAUGAUUAUAUAUCAAAUUUUGAAUUUGAUGUGUUUACAAGGCUGUUUCAACCCUGGAAUACGUUGCUGAGAAAUUGGCAAAUCCUUGCUGUGACCCACCCGGGCUACGUAGCUUUCCUAACCUACGACGAAGUCAAAGCACGCUUACAAAAGUAUAUCACUAAGGCUGGUAGUUAUGUUUUCAGAUUAUCCUGCACCCGGUUAGGACAGUGGGCGAUCGGGUACGUGACGCAAGAGGGCGAAAUCCUGCAGACGAUCCCACAGAACAAGUCAUUAUGUCAAGCUUUACUAGACGGCCAUAGGGAAGGGUUCUACCUGUACCCCGACGGCAAGCCAAACAACCCGGACCUCUCGUUUGCCGUGCAGAGUCCGCUCGAGGAUCAUAUCACCGUGACGCAGGAGCAGUACGAGCUUUACUGCGAGAUGGGAAGCACCUUCCAGUUGUGCAAAAUCUGUGCAGAGAACGACAAGGAUAUUCGCAUCGAGCCAUGCGGCCAUCUGCUGUGCACACCAUGCCUGACAGCGUGGCAGGUGGACUCGGAGGGACAGGGCUGUCCGUUCUGCCGGGCGGAAAUCAAGGGUACGGAACAGAUCGUUGUCGAUGCGUUCGAUCCGAAGCGGCAGCACAACCGCAACUCGGCCAACGGGCGCCAACAGCUGCAGAACGAUGACCACGACGACGAUACGGAGGACGACUUCAACAUCGCCACGUCAUCCCUGCACGCGCUGAGCAAUAGUAUGACACUGGCACGCAACAACAAUGACCGCCAAAGCCCGCACUCCUCGCCCCGCUUGCCCCGACGCCAGCUUCAGCAGCAACAACCUUCCGGCCAGGCACCAUCGGCACCGGUUCUCUCCAGCAACGAUAUCUACGCCGGAAGUCCCUCGGUGCUGCUGAUGUCGCUCGGCGGGUCAUCGAGUCAGCAGCAGCACCAGCACCACCAACAGGCGCAAGCAUCUUCCUGCACCGCACCCGGAAGUGCAGCAUCGGCAAACUCAUCCGCCAUAUCAUCAACAUCAUCAUCAUCAUCGUCAUCGUCGUCGUCUGCUUGUUCAUCAUCCACCACCUACUCCUCCUCCGCCACCGCUUCCUCAUCCACAACGUCAUCAUCGUCCUGCAACACCUCCUCCGCAGCGGGUGUCGGUCACACGCCAUCGUCCACCUGCGCCGGAUCCUCGUCCCUGCAGCCACUGCUAAGCACCCCGGCGGCCAUUGCGGCUGCGGUGGCCGCAUCCGCACCAUCCCAAGCCGCGGCCACCGUCUCCCAAACGGUCAACGGGAACCUUGCGACGCAUACCAACAUCUCACUCAACGGCGCGACCAGCAGCAGCGGCGGCGGAAGCAGUUCCAACACCGCAGCCGGCGGACACAAUCUCGUCAAGUGCAACAAAUCUUCAUCCUCUUCCCUUCUACCGCAGGGUGGAGCCUCGUCCUCGUCCUCGCCGUCGUGUUCCGGUGGGACCGGGCACCAUCAGCCGACGCACCAGCAAGCGAACCGGUUGAGUGCACCGGUCGGUUCCGGAAGUGCCGGCGCCAGUAACUCCCCGAGCAGCUACCUAAUUCUGAAGGCGCUCAACAAGGCGCUCUCGAGCGAUGUGACGGUGGCCGCCAGCGGCUCGAUGGAGUCAAUCUACCAGCACGGGUAUCGGCAGAGUGCAACGACGCCACCACCGCUUCCACCACGUAAAUCGUCCCCCGGUAUUCUCAGCAGUAACCUACCACAAUCGGGGGCGCCUUGCGAGAACCAGCGGCUACAGAAGUCGUCCUCGUCGGGGCGUGGAGGCCAAUCGUCACCGCUCCAGCAGCAGCAGCAGCAGCAGCAACAGCAGCAACACCAACACUUGCAAGCGAAUGUGACCUCCCGGACGCAAAUCAAUGCCGCCUCGAGCCUGUGUAACCUCUCGAACCAGAUCACCAGCGGGCUCAAUCUAUCGCGCAGCUCGGAAAAUCUCUCCUCGCUGGCCGCCCGGUUGGCGGCGGCAAAGGAGGGCGGUGGUUCGGCGGAAUCGACCUACCUUCCCUCGCCGCACCCCCCACCCGUGCCGAAGCAUCAAAACAUCGCCCAACCGGAGCAACACCACGGUGCAUCCUGCCCGUGCGCCAACGCGAACACCAGCAACAACACGGUUGAUCCGUUCGCCGGCGCUGGAGAUGGCUCGGCGCUAGACAAGGUGAUCGUUGGGCCGGCGGAAACGAUCGUCGGCAUUAUUGACACGCGGCCCCCGGAAGCACGGCAUCCGAUCAUCCUGAAGGUGGACGAAAAGUCCGACCAAAGCCUGAUCCUCACGACGGCGGGCGCACUCACGCCGAACAACGUGUACCAGUUCAAGCCGACGCUCGGCGGGGGCUCGGUGAGCGGCAGCGGCAGCAACCUGAACGGGCUCGUCACCGUGCAAACGGUCAGUGGCGGCAGUAGCGCCAACAGCAGCAGUAAUAGCACAAACACCUCGACGGCGGCGACCACGACGACGGUCGUGUUUAAGCCGGCACCGGCGCAACCCCAACCGACGCCCCAACGGCAACCACAGCCACAACCGCGCACCCAGUUCGGACAGUCGUCGCCGGCCUCCAACAACCACCAGCGGCACCAAUCGCUACCGGCGAACAGUGCCGCCGUGGGGACAAAGAUUCUUCCACAUCCGCCCUCGAAGUCGAUCACCUCGUCGCAGCUGGCGGCGCAAUCCAAGGGCUCAACGACGGUGGGCCAUCCACUGCUAUACCAGAACGUGAACCUUCCGUCCACGGGCAGCGCUUCUACCGGCGGGUCCGGCGGCCUCUGUCCGAUGAAGGAAGGCGGACAAUCGAGUGCGAGUGGUGGAAACCGGCAGCAGCAGCAGCAGCAGCAAGCGGCCCUUACGAUGGUGGCCAAUGUGUCCGGUAGUAGCAAUAGCAACAGUAGCAGUAACAACAACCAUCUAUCCAGCUCCAGCGGUCCGGCCAAUGCCGGCAAUGCCGGCGAACUGCGGAUGCAGGUGCUUGCCGGAGGCUCUAUGGCAAACUCGGCGCUGAACAACAACAACAACUCGAACGUGCCGUACGAAAACAUCAACCUGGAGUACAUCGCGCGGCUGAUGCAGGAAGGCUACUCGAAGGAGAACGUCAUCACGGCGCUCGGCAUCUCGCGGAACAACAUUGAGAUGGCGUGCGACAUACUGCACGAGUUUGUCAGUAAGAGUGGCGGGGGUUGAACGGCCAGCGUACAUAGGUCAUCCCGUUGCCAGGAGAGAGAGAUUGAGAAAGAGAGAGAGCCACGAAAGCGUGGAGGAAUUCAAUGAAGGUGAUCGUACGACUACGAAUUUCGUACCGGAUUUUACCAAAAGGAUACUUUAUCAAAAAAUACUGUCGAACCCCGUGAAUUUGCAUCACCACGCCUUGUUUGGAGAUCUUUUUUAAACUUUUCUCGUAAGCUUCGAAACAUGUCAACGUUUUCGUCCUGCCCAAAAUUUAAUAAAACUAUGAUGAUCUAUCAGGACAACCGAUAGAGAUGGGCACGGCUUGCGAACAACUCAUACCACCAAAGGAUACAGAAACGAUAGGACAAUGAGAUAAAGCAAGAUAAAUACCAGAAAAGCGGCAUACAAGAUGGAGAAAACAGAAGGCAAUAUUUAGAAUCGACUUGAAGGAAACGCUAUCAGAGUGCAUCGCCGAACGGUGGAAACAAAUUUAGAUUGUAAAUAAGUAGUUAGUUAGGAUCUGGCCAUGUGAUGACGAGAAGUAUAGGCGAUAACAGCAGCAAUAUCGUUGCACGGGAUGGGUACGGACGUAUGCAGCAAUUAAACGAUAUUGCAAUAGUCACCGAACAUUAGAGGAGUGUACGUUUAAGCUGGUUUUUGAAUUCACAAAUUUACCGCGUGUUGAAAAUUAGGGACUCUAUGUGACCAAUAUGUGACCUACCAUUAGUAACGGCUCUGGUGGCCUGUAGAACUAGAAGGGGACACUGAAGCGAGUGAUCUGAGUGUAGGUUUGUGUGUAUUCGUUCAUUCAUGAGAGAGUAAGGUAUUAUUCUUUCAUCAAAUGGAAGCUUUACUUUAAGUUCCUUAAAGACGAAGGCGGUGAUUUCAGACGGUUGCGCUCGACUAGAUAGACUUCCGGUAAAUAAAUUACCAGCCGGUGGGACGGGUUUGUUCGUUUACGGUUGAUCGCCAAUCAUUUCCCCCUUUCCCCCCACGCAGGGCGCAUUCAUACGAACUAUGGCUAUGGCUCUAGCACCGAUUCGUACGAUCACGGGUGCAAUAUUUUCAUAUUGAUAUUUAACAUUCCCAAUCGCGGAGCGGGGCUGAAAUAGUACGCGAUCGAAUCUAUGUAAGCGCACAAGAGGAACGCAAGGUUUGCGACAUUGCAAAAAAGGAGUUUGUUCAAUCCCGGAGGCUUUCCUUGGGGUAACUUUACCCUGUAUAACAUUACGCACGUGUGUGUAUACGCAAAGAACUGUGCCAAAGAGCUGUGCUGACUGUAAUGGCGGCCGCCAAGUCACGGUUCGGUGGUAGUAAUUGAAUGAGAAUCUCAUCUCGAUUCGGAUACUAAUUGAAAACACACACCAAACUGCUAGUCAUACGUCGUCGUCGACUCGUGGGUGUAUCAGCACAGGUAUUACGUGCGAUAGUAUGAAUGUACCAAAACGAAAGGAGUAGAAAACCGGGGGAGAAUCGAGAAAACUGUCGAGUCGAGAUUUCCACCCGGGGCAUAGGAAUUUAUUCCCGCCGAAAAUAGCAGCAGGAGUUGAUAAGUCAACUAAUCAAAUGAAGCUUUACUUUCGUUGAUAUUGUAGCUAUAAUUUAGUGCUUGCACGUGAAGGAGUUGAUAGGCACGGGAAGGAAAAUUAGGAUUGCAUCGAGGGCGUCCCUCGUACUCCUAGCAAGUUUAAAUGUAACAAAAGCAUUAGUGAUUUCGAGAAAGCGUGCGGAGAUAGUCAAUCGUCGAUGUACAGGAAGCAUUCAAUUGCACCCUUCUCUGUAGAGAAAAACGGGGUGCUUUCCCAUUUGAAAAAAUGAAACGGAUGAAUUGAUAAAGGUCAGUACCGCUGAAACCAAACAAAACGCACUUUUAAAAAUUUCAACAAUCCGCUCUCCGCAGCGGGAGCUAUAAGCAAUAGAGCAAACCAAAUCCUGGCGUAAAAUCGGUACAAAACGUGGUGGUACUCCAACAAACAAUGUGUUUGCAGGUUAUUCUUUGACUGUGCGAGCAAAAGUGAGUACGUGUGUGCCAUUGAUCGAACAUCGUGUGAAAUGGUAUCUUCUGCACCACCAUUUGCAUUCUCUCGAGUGACACUAUUUUCUCGUAGCGUAAUAUACUUAGCAACUGGUAAUACUCACUGCAUUUAGGCAGAAUAAUCAGUACCCAUGUAACCCCAUACCCCCCCUCCCCCUCCUCGUCCUUUUUUUAGCACAAUGAUAAGCAUAGGCUGUAGUCGAUAAAGUGGUGUAGUAGUGUACAUAGGAGGAAACGUUAGGUAAGAAAUAAGUAACACAAAAUGGCAAAGAAAGUCACAAGCCCGACGCCAAAUCUUGAGAUAUAGGCGUUGCGAUAAAACGGGGGAAAACGGAGGGAGGAAACAAACAUUGGUGAACAAAACUAACGGAUCGAGCUGUGGUUAAAAGCAAGUAACACGUAAUCUAAAAUAUGCAAUCAACAACGCGUAGCAAUGAAUUGUUUUACUGUUAGAGGAAACAUUUGCUCCCCGGAGAUUUGGAUAAACAAUAUGGGAUAAACAAAAAAGAAGUCGCUCGUAAAAGUUACGAAGCGAUAGCACGAGCGUAUAAGACUGGGUAAGCAAACAAUAUAAAUUACCAGCAGAAAGCCAGAAGAAAAAAGAGCAUAUAUUUUUUUCAAUCGUUCUUCAAACUCAAGCUUAAAUUUUCUCAAUAUCGCAAGAAAGACAAGCAAACAACCAUUACAACAACAAGUAUAAUCAUUCGAAAUAAA
Anopheles coustani is the source of this 8388-nucleotide messenger RNA. RefSeq names its product serine-rich adhesin for platelets (gene Cbl). The record is from RefSeq and is a predicted model, not a curated record. Gene Ontology annotation, cellular component: plasma membrane; membrane raft. Bases 1815 to 5654 code for a protein of 1279 amino acids. The transcript has 10 exons. Gene Ontology annotation, biological process: negative regulation of epidermal growth factor-activated receptor activity; cell surface receptor signaling pathway. Lineage: Eukaryota; Metazoa; Arthropoda; Insecta; Diptera; Culicidae. Gene Ontology annotation, molecular function: SH3 domain binding; phosphotyrosine residue binding; calcium ion binding.